Eleginops maclovinus (Patagonian blennie) is the source of this 6443-nucleotide messenger RNA. It is a transcript of the gene polrmt, whose product is annotated as polymerase (RNA) mitochondrial (DNA directed). Gene Ontology annotation, biological process: mitochondrial transcription. Gene Ontology annotation, cellular component: mitochondrial DNA-directed RNA polymerase complex. Bases 74 to 4018 code for a protein of 1314 amino acids. Gene Ontology annotation, molecular function: protein binding; DNA-directed RNA polymerase activity; mitochondrial promoter sequence-specific DNA binding. NCBI's taxonomy places the organism in Eukaryota, Metazoa, Chordata, Actinopteri, Perciformes, Eleginopidae. The record is from RefSeq and is a predicted model, not a curated record. The transcript has 21 exons.
CCUCGCGACUUGCUUGGUCUUAUUUAAGAUGGCAGCCUAGUGCUGAGAAGUAACGCGGUUAUUACAUGUCAACAUGUCACUCCUCAGAGUUUGUGCUUUUGCCAAAUGUCUGAAUCGUCGCAGUUUAUUUGAACAAUGUGCUAUUCGCCUGUCUCCUGCGGACCGCUGUCAGCUGUGUGUGUCGCUAAGAGACGGUGCAGUCAGACGAAUAUCAGAGACACCUUGGCAACUUCAAAGAAAAAAUAUUUCAUUUGUCCCAAAGAGAGAAGAUGCAAAGAAACGUGAACUCAAACAGUCUCAACUGUUACACGUUCUUGAGGCAAGGAUCCAACAACUCCAAUCUGACACCGUUUUAGAUGUCCAGCAUGCAAAAGUGCAUUUUCUUAAAGCGCCGUCUUCUGGAAGAGAACUUUUAUCUGGUAAAGGUCCCAAAAGCACACCCAAGGAAAAAACUGUCAUUCCUAAAUCAGGACAGACUGGUGCUAAAGAGGCUUCAAAAUCUCAGCUUAGCCGCUGGAAGGAGAAAUUAAAUCGGGAGAAAAAUAAAAAACUGGAGAAUGUAAAGUUGAAACCGACAGUCAAAUCUAAAGGAAGCAAAAGCAGCUCAUCGCUCCCCAGUACUACACAUAAAACUAUAUCUACCACUGCUAAAAAGCCAGAGCCCUUGAUCAAGAACAUUAAAGGGCACAAAAAAGUGUCUGAUCAGACUAGUGCUGGAGUUUCUUCAACAGUCACCUCCACUGCUGCUGCGGGGACAGCAACAAAGACACAGAAAGAAUCUAAAGGAAAACAGAAGGGAUCUAAAAAGCAUACUGUUGCUGAUGCUAAGGUUAGCUCUAAAGAACUGGUGGAGGUGAAAGAGAUGGAGAGGCUCAGUCAACAAGUAAGCCAAUGGACAUCUUCAAGUAACCCACAGGUCCUGCAGCGGGACAGUGAGAAGUCUGCAUGUGGGGACCUCAUCCAGAGCAUCUGCUCUUACUUGGAGGCGUGUGUGUUUGCUGAAGAUUUUGACAGGGCGCAGCGCUUCCUGAUCAGCCAGCACAGAAUCAGGAGAGGACGUAAAGUUAUGAAAACGGAUGUCUACAACAUCAUGAUGAGGUUGUGGGCCAAGAAGGGCAAUUUAAAUCAGAUUGGCCGCAUAUUUAUUCUGUUAGAAGAAGCUCAUCUGAAGCCAAACCUGGGAUCCUACUGUAGUGCCUUGGAGUGUAUGGGACGUAAACCUGACUGCCCUCCAAAAGUUAUCACAAGGUGCCUGACCCAGAUGGAGGAGGACGGCUUGUCUCUGGAUGAUGUGUUCAGAAAGUGUGUGUUUCGGCAAGAUGAAAGAGACAUGGUGCUAAAGGCCGUGCAAAUCGUCCAGCCCGACUACCAGCCCAGCCUCAACACAAACACUGGCCAGUGCUCCUCAUCGCUGGUUCAGGACUACUACACACAGCGGUCGGACCAUCAGUACCCUAAACUGGACUUUAGUCAUGAGGAGCUUCAUCAGCGUUUCAAACAACAGCUCACCAUCGAGCAGGACUGCAACAUCACCAUCGACUCUGUGGAGGCCGCCAAGCCCAUCACUGAGAAAAUGGCCAAAAUGAGGAAGCUGCUGGCGGAUCAGCGGGUCCUGUGGCAGAAGAGCCUCCUCCAGGCCCUGAGGGAGAGUAAGAGGAUCCUGGCUAACACCACCACUGUGACUUUUAAGCCUAACCUUUAUCCCUACCUCUGUGUGCUAGAGGAUAAAGAGUAUGUUGACAUCAUGAUACAGAGUAUUGACAACCUGCCUCCCAGCGGAGAGUCGCUGAAGGUUUUAGCCAAAUAUCUGGGCAGCAGGGUCAACACCAAGUACCAAGUGAGGCAGAAGCAACAAAAUCAGAUGGUGGAAAAAUUGAACAAUAUUUACAACACCUACACGGACCUGCUGGCAAAAGAUGGAAAGGAGUGUGGCGCCCUUCCCAGAGAGCAGUGGUGUAAGAUAGAGACGGAACAGAGUUCAGGACCCUCGCUGGAGGGAGGGGAGGCCGAUUUGCCGUACAUUGUAACCCUGGAACUGGGCAUUUACAUGUUGGAUCUGAUGGUCAAAAACCUCAAAAUUGAUAGUGACAUCCUGAAUCCCACUUUCAACAGGAAGCACAUACCCAUCAUCUACCACAUGUACACCUUUCGCAGCACACGACAGGUCGGCUUCAUCAAACCUCACCCCAUCCUGUCUCAGAUGCAGCAGGACGCCACGGAGACCAAGUUAACCUUUGACUCCUUUGUGAUGCCAAUGCUGUGCCCUCCUGUGCCUUGGACUUCUGUCAAGUUCGGAGCCUACCUGCUGACACCUAGCAAGCUGAUGCGCACAGGCGAAGGAGCCACGCAACACGAGGUGUUGUUGGAGGAAUGCAAGAACCUCCAUGCAGUCCUGGACUCUCUCAACCAGCUGGGCAACUGUGCAUGGAGGAUCAACAAGCCUUUAUUGGAUAUUAUUAUCUCCAUCUUUAAUGAUCGUGGUAGUGAUAAGCUAGACAUCCCUCCUCCUUUGUCAGAAGCCCCCAAAAUACCCCACUUCAACCCCCAAGAUCCCAGUUAUACGUCUUCUGAGAAGGCCCACAUGAAAAGGGAGGUGAGUAAUGCCAGGAAGAAGUGCAGUGAGAUGCACAGCCUGCGUAUGGACGCUCUGUAUAAACUCUCCAUCGCCAACCACAUGCGGGAUGAGAUCUUCUGGUUCCCACACAACAUGGACUUCCGUGGACGAACCUACCCCUGCCCCCCAUAUUUUAAUCACCUAGGAAGUGAUGUCACACGGGCUGUCCUUGUGUUUGCAGAGGGGAAGCCACUAGGUCCAAAGGGACUGGACUGGAUAAAGAUCCACUUAGUCAAUCUGACAGGACUGAAGAAGAGGAGCUCACUGGAGGGACGGCUGGAGUACGCUAACACCAUCAUGGAAGACAUCCUGGACUCUGCCGACAACCCUCUCACUGGUAAGAAGUGGUGGAUGAAUGCAGAUGAGCCCUGGCAGGCUCUGGGCUGCUGCAUGGAGAUAGCCAACGCCGUGAGAUCUCCUGACCCGACACGGUUCAUCUCUCAUUUUCCUGUUCACCAGGACGGUUCCUGUAAUGGUCUCCAGCACUACGCUGCUCUGGGCAGGGAUGUGAUUGGUGCCACCUCAGUCAACCUCACGCCCUGUGAGGUGCCUCAGGAUGUGUACAGUGGAGUCGCACAGCAGGUGGAGGAGUUUAGAGUGCGGGAUGAACAGAACGGGGUGAAAAUCGCCCAGGUCCUGGAGGGCGUCAUCAGCAGGAAGGUGGUCAAGCAGACGGUGAUGACUGUGGUGUACGGGGUAACGCGCUUCGGGGGCCGCCUGCAGAUAGAGAAAAGACUGAAGGAGAUUGAUGAAUUCCCCAAGGAGCAUGUUUGGGAAGCGUCUCAUUACCUGGUGCGUCUGGUGUUCAGCAGCUUGAAGGAGAUGUUCACAGGGACCAGAGAGAUCCAGGAUUGGCUGACCGAGAGUGCCAGGCUCAUCUCCAAGGCUGGCCACACCGUGGAGUGGGUGACACCCCUGGGUUUACCCGUCAUUCAGCCUUACCACCGCACACGCGUCCAAGUGUUGAAGAGUACCAUCCAACAUGUCUACCUCCAGAUCAACCAUGACAUCAAGCAGAGGCCGGACACAGUAAAACAGAAGAAUGCCUUCCCGCCAAACUUCAUCCACUCUCUGGACUCCACACACAUGAUGCUGACUGCGCUCCACUGCUACAGCGCUGGCCUGGCGUUCGUCUCAGUUCACGACUGUUUUUGGACCCACGCCAUCACUGUGGACACCAUGAACAGGAUCUGUCGGGAACAGUUUGUCGCCCUGCACAGCCAGCCAAUCCUGCAGGAGCUGUCCAACUACCUGGUACAGAAAUACUGCACCGGGAUCCCGGCUGAGGCCAAGAAGAAGAAGUACCAGGAGUACAUGAAGCUGAUGAUGCUGCUGGCCAAAGUGCCCCAGACAGGUGACUUCGAUCUGCAGCGGGUGAAAGAAUCAACGUAUUUCUUCAGCUGAGAGACUCAUGAGGGCGAGCCAGCGGAGGGAGAUGAGUGGAAUUGACAGAGUGCUGCAGGGAGGCUGACGGCCCCCGGGUCUCGACCGGCUUUGUCUCCCUCAGACAUCAGGACAUUGAUCCAGCGGCGCCCUGCCUGCCUCCUCGUCCACAGCUAGACGGGAGCUGCUGGAGGCGUUAACACACAGUGAACCUGCCUGAUUAACUGACUAGUGGGCUGAUGGAUGGAUGGAUGGAUGGAUGGAUGGAUGGGAUAGGAUAGGAUACUCAUCCAGGCAAAAUGAUGAGAGAAUCAGCAGCAGAUGGGAAUGUAAAGACUUCAAUCAGUGAAAUGACCUGUUAGUAUGGAUGCUUAUACCGUAUUCAGGUAAAUGUGUGUGUGUGUGUGUGUGUAUAAGCCAUACUGACCUCAUCACUAUGCAACUAUUCUGCUGCUCUAUAAACUUUUCCCCUGUAAACUUCAAUUGCCAGUCGUGUGUGUGUGUGUGUGUGUGUGUGUGUCCGUGUCCUGCUGUGAGGACCUCAGCAGAGCGUUGACUUGCUUUGGACUAUCCCACCUCUUCAUCGAUCCCAUCACAGGAUGCCUUCUGAAGAACAUUUUCUGAAAGUUUGAAGAAGAGGCGUUUAAUGAGGAAAUGAAAGACAAACUGAACUGGGGGAUACAGGACCCUUGCAGGAAUCUUGAGGAACAAGUCAAAUGGUGUUUUGGUAGCAUUGUGUCACAUGAAGCUCUUGAUUCUUACCUAUUAGGAGUGACUAAGCAACUGACAAUUGCUCUAAAAUAAAGGCCUUUCUUAAAAUGUCUGCUUAUUAAUUCAGCGGUUUCGAAGAAAUGGCUGGUAUUCUUACUGUGCUUAAAUGGAUGAAUGAGAGCCUGUUUUUUUUAGUUCUAUCUGCAUAUUUCAAGUCCUUUGUGUAUUGUGAGAUGAAGGCCUCCUUUUAGAUGCACCACAAAGGGUUUGCAGGCUUCACUAAUCAACUCAGAUCUUAUUUUUCUGGGCCAGUGCCACAUCUAGAAGUAAAAAUAGCAGAAGUGCUAUCUGAUCAUUGCUGGGAACGAUACAGCAGUUUCAGACAAAAGGGGCCGUUGAUGUUCAAAGGCAAAUGUAGACUGUGGCCAAACAAAGCUGGCUGAGUGACAAUGUAAUGAAAUGGAAAUAAUCUUCAAGGGGGCAUAAAUAGUGUGCUGAUCAGACUGUAGGUUUUUGGGAUGAUUUGCAUAGUCACAUGCACAAAGAGAUGCUCCUCAUUUUUUUCACAUGACUUCCUGUUUCUACAGACUUGGUUUUACACUGAAAUACUCUUUAAAAUGUGUUUUUCCGUCAGGGCGGCCAUUGGUAUUGCAGGCACAUUCACGUUUAUUAGGUUCAAUUUUAAUGAAAGGUUUGGGUGUUUUUCACCUGAUUAGAUUUAAAUUAUACAGACAGAUUUCCUUUCAUGUUCACAGACAUUUCAAAUGGAAGUAGACCUUUAUUGGCACCCGAAAAUAAAGACAUUUGUUGUGGUUAAGUUAGUUUAAGGUUGAUGUAUGACAGACGUCCACUCUCUUCAGCAGUCAGAGGAUUGUUCAGUAUUUUGUUACUAGGCUAAACAAGGAGGACACACCUCUUUCUUAGGUUAGUAAAUCGAAUAUUUGUUUUAUAUAGCUUUCCUUGUUUGACCCAAUGACUCUAAAUAAAUGCAUCCUUGUAUUACUAAAUUGGAAAAAUAGGACACCACAUUUUUAUCGUAUUUUAGUGGGUUUUUUCUACAAGAUAUUGAUACUGUUAUCAUGUGACCUAAUGACUGACCAAAUCAAUGCAGAAUAUUUUAACUUCACUCACUGGACAAUUAGGACACACAUCUUUUAAUAGGAUUUUAGUGUCUUUUUCCUAUUUAAUAUAAAUAUUGUUUUGAAAAUGUAGCCGUCUCUUUCUCAUAACAUCAGAAAUCAAAGACGGUUUUCCACAUAAGACAACACUCACCACAGUAAAUAUUACACAGUUUGGGAAAUAUCGUCUUUCUUUCUUGCAGAGAGUUAGAUGAGAAAUCACGACCCUCACAUGCUAAAUAUGAUGCUAGAAUUUAGCCUAUUUUUCGGCGCUCCAACAAAAAGUUUACAUCACACUACAAAGAGUACAUUUCCCUUUUGGUUAAACUGUGCUUUUCUAAACUCAGCUGAUGUGUCCUUCACACUGAACUUACCAUCAAACUAAGCCAAGGUAUCCUUCCAGGCGGCGUCGCAGCGUGUCUCCUCUCCCUGACCUCUGUGGGGUCCGUUGUCAAGGACAGAGCUCUUUAAAGUGCUCUCACUUACUGUACUUCACACGUACUGAGCAACAUCUCACAGCUUAGCCCCUGACACCGGGCUGGGAGAAGAAAUGUAGGCCAAUGUCACUUUUUAAUAUCAUACCAUAAUAUGAUUUUCUUAUGACAAAUUAUACCAUG